Molecule: messenger RNA, 1203 nt
Organism: Rotaria sp. Silwood2
Lineage: Eukaryota; Metazoa; Rotifera; Eurotatoria; Philodinida; Philodinidae
Source: the annotation of a GenBank genome assembly
AUGCCUCACAAUAUUAUGCGAGAUCCAUGUCGAAUUGAUUCAGACAGUGAAGAUGAACCAGAUAAACGAUUACGUACACAAAUACAAGUGACAACAAGACCAUCAACACCUAAAGUUGUACCAAAACGAUCUCCACCAAGAAUCGUCGAUUGGAAUGCACCAUCAAACGAAUCACUCCCUGAUAAAAAAAAACAUUCUGAUAAAACACUGAAUCCAUCGAAUGACAAUAUGGCUUUAUCAUCAACAGAUCGAAUAUCAUCAUCAUCAUCAUCAGGUUCGUUGUUAGAGCCCAAUCAACAACUCAAUCGAUCGGAAUCUUCUAAUACUACUACUACUACUACUACUACUCCUACUCCUAAAUCUCCUUCUGUAUCUUCGACUGACUUUGAUCCGAUUGCAUUAAUUCAAGAAGAUCUAACUAAAUUUAUCUAUAUGCAUGUUCCAAAAGAAUAUUCAUCAUUUGUACAAUGUCGUCUUCGACGUGAUACAGAUGGUGUACAAAAAGGAUUUUUUCCAACGUUUUAUUUGCAAGCUGAACGUCCAGGGGAUAAAAAAAAGGUUUUUUUAUUAGCUGCACGUAAAAUAGCGAAAGUAAAUCGUCAAACAGAAUACAUAAUUACAACUAAUGUUGAAACUUUAUCGAGAAAUUCAGGUGGUGAUGGUUGUGUUGGUAAAUUACGAGGAAAUAAUUUAAGUGGAACUGAAUAUACACUUUAUGAUGAUGGUUUAAGUCCAAAUAAAUCUUCUAGUAAACAUUUAACUAAUAAAGAAAGUUUACGACGUGAAUUGGCAGCUAUUGUUUAUAAUGUGAAUAUUUUUGGUAUUAAAGGACCAAGACAGGUGAGUGCUAUGUUACCUGAACUUGGACAUGAUAUUCGACCAACAAAAGAUGAAGAUGGCAUUCUUGAUCAAUGGCGUGAUAGACGUUUAAAUUAUUUAAUUCAAUUACGAAAUAGAUCACCAAAAUAUAAUGAAGAUACAAAAACUUAUGUUCUUCAAUUUAUGGGUAAUCGUGUAGCACAAGCAUCGGUGAAAAAUUUUCAAAUGAUUAUCGAAAAUGAAAAUCAUGAGGAAGAAGUUGUUAUGCAAUUUGGUCGUGUUGAUAAAGAAAUAUUUACAUGCGAUUUUCGUUAUCCACUUUCAGCUAUUCAAGCAUUUGCCAUUGCUCUUAGUUCGUUUGAUAGUCAUAUUGUACGAGAAUAA